Rhinolophus ferrumequinum (greater horseshoe bat) is the source of this 2321-nucleotide messenger RNA. RefSeq names its product SREK1 interacting protein 1 (gene SREK1IP1). Gene Ontology annotation, molecular function: zinc ion binding; nucleic acid binding. Lineage: Eukaryota; Metazoa; Chordata; Mammalia; Chiroptera; Rhinolophidae. The transcript has 5 exons. The record is from RefSeq and is a predicted model, not a curated record. Bases 119 to 586 code for a protein of 155 amino acids.
GGUGCCGUGGCGCGGGUGGGAAGAGGAGGCCACUUCGUUGUACGUUGUCCUCGCGGCCCGCGGGAAGCGAACGUGCUCUCGAAAACCUACGGCUCCUGCGAUCCUUCUUACCAGCGCCAUGGCAGUCCCAGGUUGCAACAAGGAUAGUGUCCGAGCAGGCUGUAAGAAAUGUGGCUACCCUGGUCACCUCACUUUUGAAUGCCGAAAUUUCCUCCGAGUAGACCCCAAAAGGGACAUAGUUUUGGAUGUCAGCAGCACGAGCAGUGAAGAGAGUGAUGAAGACAACGAGGAACUGAAUAAAUUGCAGGCAUUACAGGAAAAAAGAAUAAAUGAAGAAGAGGAGAAGAAAAAAGCAAAAAGCAAAGAGAAAAUCAAGUUGAAAAAAAAAAGGAAAAGGUCUUAUUCGUCCGGUUCCACUGAAGACGACACUUCAAAACAAAAGAAACAAAAAUAUCAGAAGAAAGAAAAGAAAAAAGAAAAAAAGAGUAAGUCAAAAAAGGGGAAACAUCACAAAAAGGAAAAAAAGAAGAGGAAAAAGGAAAAGCAUUCUUCCACCCCUGAUAGAUCUGAAAUCUCCAAAAAGUAACUCAGACUGUGGCUUAAGUCAUUAAAUUUAAAAAUUUGGUUUUGAAAAUCACUUGACCUUCCUUGGAAUUUGGUAUGUAAUUAUGCUUUGCAGUUAAUCACAUCUUUUUCCAUAUAGACAUUUUUUUCUUAUAUGGGACCAUUAUCCUCUGGCAAUAUGUUUUUAAUGUGUUACGACUAUAGAGUAUUGAAUCAGUGUUAUCGCUUAAUAACCAUGCCGCAAGUAUGGAUAUCUGUACAUAAAAACCACAUCCUUUUUGGUAUUUGUUUUCUGUGUGUCUGACUAGUGUUAUUGCUUCAUAAGUUGUUUGUACAUGGCUUUACUAAAGUCAACACCGAUAAUCUACCUAGUGGUCAGUGGGUAUUGCGGAAUCAAGUGCCCACCUUCCAGUGAUCCAGUGAGGUAGGGGAUAAUGUUUUGCUCUUGACACUGAUGAACUUAAUACCUUUUUAUAGCCUACGGUAAUGCAGGAAGACAGUGAAGUUCUUCACUGUUUCUAAAUCUCUAGCCUUUUCUUUGGAUGUCACAGGAGACAGAAGAUGAAGCUGCUUUAUUGGUCUUGAUUAGGACUUUUUAAAUGAAUGGUGUUUGCAGGAAGAUGAUAAUGAAAAUAUAACAAAGUGUCACUGUUUUAUGACAUGCAGAGUUUCUAGUAUCUGCGUCCUUUGUUUUGGUAGCAAUUAAAAUAUUUCUUCCUGUUUAAAAAGAUAAAUCUAGUUCAGCCUAUUAGUCUCAUAGAGAUGAUACUGUGUUGGGCAGGAUUUUUAGGAUGGAUACCUGGGUUGUACAAAUGUGCCAUAUUGGCAUGUCUUAAAAUGAUACCUCAAACACAGACCUUUUUAUUUAGGAGAAUGACAGCUAACUCUUCAUUAGAAUUGACUUUUAUCGUAUUCAGUAUGUAAAUUUUAUGAAGCUUGUUUCUAUGAGUAAUGUGGAAAAUUUUUAUAAAUGUGAACGUAUGUAUUUAUUUGAAAUAAUUUGUAAUUUUGAAGCAGGUCUCACACUGAAUUUAUGAUUUCAUAAAUGACCAGUUUGGGGUGUUUCUCUUUUACUUCAAUCAUAAACCUCAGGAACAGUGACAAAAUUUAGGAUUAAGAAUUUUAUUCUGUACUUUUUAAAAUUUAAAGCCAGGGAGUUGCAUCAUGAAAGUCUUUAUAUAACAUGGAAAUUUUAUAUAGGUAAGCAUUUUCAAACACAUAUUGUUAGAUAUAAAUGUUUCUUACGUUUUUAAUUUCAGCAGUGAUCAGUGUUAGUUAUUUUGCUUAACACUUGCGUAUCCCUUAUGCCCAAUAAGUUAAAUACUUACUGUAACAGCAUCAAAAGUCAGUCAGUUAUCAUGGCACAGCACCAAAGACUGCAAGUACCUCACUGUGGUGCAAUUAAAACUUUUCAAAUUGGUACCCUACAGACAUGGCUGUGGAUGAACUCAUUAUGAUGAAAUCAGGUGCCGUGUUUCCCCCAAAAUAAGACCUAGCUGGACAAGGAACUCUAAUGCAUCUUUUGGAGACCCGGUCUUAUGUUAAUUUUUGCUCCAAAAGAUGCAUUAGAAUUGAUUGUCCAGCUAGGUCUUAUUUUUUGGGGAAACAUGGUAAGUACAUGUAACUUUACAGGCUGGAAAGGUGUACAGGUUCUUUCUUCACCCAACACCCCUAUCUGGCAUGACCUCAGUAAGUCUGGAGGAGCCUCAUAACUCCUUUGAACAUAUGCUUACCGUGCUCAAAUUCUACGGGUGCUA